This is a messenger RNA of Aureobasidium subglaciale EXF-2481, 420 nucleotides long. RefSeq lists its product as uncharacterized. Bases 1 to 420 code for a protein of 139 amino acids. The transcript has a single exon. The record is from RefSeq and is a predicted model, not a curated record. NCBI's taxonomy places the organism in Eukaryota, Fungi, Ascomycota, Dothideomycetes, Dothideales, Saccotheciaceae.
AUGGUCCGCUUCACCGCCCCUAUCCUCUUCAUCGUGACCCUCUGCACCCUCCUCCUCACCGCCCCCGUCCUCGCAGAAUCCGAAAACGACUGGCAAAACUACAAACUCCAAUGCCUCCUCAAAGACCACAGAAUCCUUCAAGCCACCGACCGUCUCUGCAACCGUGACCUCCACGUCCCCAGCGGUGUAGGUCAAAUCGGAGAAUCCUACGCUCGUAACCAAAGACUCAAUGUUCUCCCUAAUCAAAGGUGUUUGAUGGAUGGACGUAUGAAUAUGAAGAGUAAUGUUUGGGUUCCUAAGUAUUGGUGUGAGAGACAGUUUUGGAAGACUUGUGCUCAGGGCAAUAGUAAGGGUAGGGGUUCGCAAAUGUUUGGUGGCAAGGGUUGUCAGCAUUUCUUGAUUUCGGACUUCCCGGAGUAA